This is a messenger RNA of Penicillium longicatenatum, 669 nucleotides long. Its product is annotated as pyridoxine/pyridoxamine 5'-phosphate oxidase. Gene Ontology annotation, molecular function: pyridoxamine phosphate oxidase activity; FMN binding. Lineage: Eukaryota; Fungi; Ascomycota; Eurotiomycetes; Eurotiales; Aspergillaceae. Gene Ontology annotation, biological process: pyridoxine biosynthetic process. Bases 1 to 669 code for a protein of 222 amino acids. The transcript has a single exon. The record is from RefSeq and is a predicted model, not a curated record.
AUGACCAACAAUGAUUCCUUCCGAGCUGAACUUCGCAGUACCAAGGUGCUUGAAGGCCCAUUCCCAGAUCUAGAUUUCGACGCAUUCCCAGAAACCCCGCACGAUGCUUUCAAGCUGUGGUUCCAUGAGGCAGUCACCGCAGGAGUGAAGGAACCGCAUGCCAUGACCCUCUCCACAGUCGACGAAAGUGGAAGCCCCGAUGCCCGAGUGCUAAUUUUGAAAAACAUCGACGCCCGGGGCUGGCAUUUUGCAGUGAAAGCCGACAGUCCGAAGGGAAAACAAUUGCAAAAAGAUGGACGUGCCGCUUUGACGUUCUACUGGCCGCAAGUUGCCCGACAGAUUCGUCUGAAAGGAAAGGCUAUGGCUUUGUCCGACGAGGAAAGUGCUCUUGACUACCAAUCUCGUCCUCUGGCUUCCAGGAUCAGCGCCGUGGCCUCGAACCAAAGCGAGGUUCUUUCAGGCCGGGAUGCGUUAAUUCGGAACCUUGCUGAAACAGAGGCAAAGAUGGCGGAGAACCCACUCAGGGGCGUGGAGAAAUGGAGAGUCUACGCUCUCUUGCCUGAUGCUGUUGAGUUCUGGCAAGGAAGCGAUACUCGUCUUCAUCAGCGUCUUCAGUAUGUGUACAAGGCGGAUGAGGAUAAGUGGCACAGGAACUUGCUUUGGCCUUGA